Ruditapes philippinarum (Manila clam) is the source of this 1778-nucleotide messenger RNA. Its product is annotated as protein BANP-like. Gene Ontology annotation, molecular function: DNA binding. Bases 16 to 1485 code for a protein of 489 amino acids. The record is from RefSeq and is a predicted model, not a curated record. Lineage: Eukaryota; Metazoa; Mollusca; Bivalvia; Venerida; Veneridae. Gene Ontology annotation, biological process: protein localization to nucleus; negative regulation of protein catabolic process. The transcript is spliced from 11 exons.
UAGGAAUUUCCCAAAAUGUUUGAUUACCCGUGCCAAUUUCCAAAAGAAGAGCCGCAUGCGCGUUUCAGUCUUUCUCGUAGGUUAUCGUUUCCGACGCCAUUAUCGUUCUCCGAGACGAAAACGGGAUUUCGCAAAAUAAUUCAACAUCAGCAGCGGUUCAAGCAAUUGAGGAUGGCAUCUGAUACAGUGAUGGCUAACAGUACCCCACAACUGGUACAAAUUGCUGUAUCGGGUCUCAUGGACACUCAUCCCGUGGAUCAUCUAGAUUCUUCCUCUGAUCAUGAUGAUACAUGUGAUGAGCCAGCUUUGAAACAUCGCCGUGUAGAUGUAGAUUUUGAUGUGAAUUCUGGAACCUCUGUUAAGCAAAUUUUGUUCAAUAUCAACAAAGCGAUCUGUAUGAGACUGGACUGUAUUGAGAACUAUUUGUCAUCACUAAACACUCGGACCAGAGAAAUAGAAGAUAAAGUGGACCAACUUAUGUCUAUGUCAAAACAAAACAACAAUGGUCAACAACAAUCGGGUGCAAUUAAAAAGGGAGCAAUAGUUGUAGGACUACCACAGCACAAUGGAAAAGCUAGUGGUGAUGGGACUGAUGGAAUGGAGUCCAAUGCCUCACUGAACUCUGUAGACAGUAUAGCAAGUCUAGGACCAAAUGUUACAUUGAUAACACUAAACAGUGAAGAGGAUUAUCCAAAUGGUACAUGGCUGGGCGAUGAUAGUAACGUUGAGAUGAGAGUAAGAUGUGCUGUUACACCAAGUGAUUUACUUCAUAUACACUCCAACUGCCGGACACCAGAGAAGAUGGCACUAACACUUCUAGAUUACCUGUUUGACAGGGAAACACAGGCCAUAUCUAAUCUAUCUGGACUUGGUAAACAUGGCAAAAAACAGCUUGAUCCUUUAAUGAUUUAUGGAAUAAGAUGUCACCUUAUUCACAGAUUUCAAAUCACAGAAAAUGACUGGCAUAGAAUAAAACAGAAUAUAGACUCAAAGUGUCGGACAGCAUUCCGACGACGUCAGCGAGGCAUGCCACUGACGGUGAAAGCGUUCCGCGGGAAGGCGUUAUCCGGAUAUAAUUCAUUAAUGCCAGGAGAAAUGAUGAGUGACGAUGAUUCUAUCGGUCAAGAUGAUACCCUUCAUAUACAUCAAGGCAAUAGUCAUGAUGUGUAUUUACAAGGUGAUUUAGACAGUCAGCACGGCGUGCCUAUGCAAGGUGAUGGUUUACAAGGUGAGGUACAGAUACUUCACGCCACACCAGAACAGAUCUCACAAUUACAACAUGCUCAACAUAUACAAAUCCUGCAAGGAGACCAAGUUAUACAAGUUCCAGUGCCACACAAUAUCCAACAGUUAAAUGCCUCUGAUCUCCCGGAAGGUCUACAGGUAGCUGUGUCAGCAGUCUCGUUACCCCAGAUGUCAGACACCUCCCCACAAUACACGGAACUGAAGGGGGAAAACGUAGUGACACACGAGCAUAACCAAUGACAAUUAACCUUGUCAGACUGUCUUGAUGAUUCGUCACCUCAAGUUUGACGCCACACAACUUAGUUGGUUCUAUUUAUAAAAAAAAAAAAAAAAACAUUGCUGCAAUGCAAUUAUGAAAAGUAAUGGAUGACUUUUCAAAUAGGGUAAUGGACUUCUGGUGUAGAAGUUUUGGUUUCUGGUGAACAGCAUAUCAUAUUGAUAUAGACUUACUGGGAUAGUUUUGAUAUUGAAGGUAUAAAAUGGGGUAGUUUACUUGCCUUCCUUAUGAAAGGCUGAAGGAGUUGAUGGAUUAG